Molecule: messenger RNA, 2088 nt
Organism: Striga asiatica
Lineage: Eukaryota; Viridiplantae; Streptophyta; Magnoliopsida; Lamiales; Orobanchaceae
Source: the annotation of a GenBank genome assembly
CACACACUGAAGAUCAGGUCCAAAUCUUCGUGCCUUAUCGGGCCGGUCCACUCAACUACAUACAUAGACCAAGAUUUGACCCGAGAACAUAACAUGCCAAUUCAGCGUCACAUUGAGAGGCGGUACGCGACUCCAUCUCAGGUAGCCCACGAUCCAAAUCAUCAACCCUUCAAAUCCACGGUAGCCACCACAUCGGCGCGCACACACUCUCUAACCCUGCACCUGCACCUGCACAUCCAUGGGACUACAACUCUCAAGUCUCAACAUGUCGUCGAUCUAACGAGCAAAAGCCCUAAUUUUGUAUUAUCUUCCUAAUUUCACCCAAUUAGGAUAUGCCCAAUCAGUCAGACAAGCUUUAGAAAUUCCCGAAAUUUGAGUAAUAUUCCUGUUUUCUUCUCUCACAAAAGCAUAGUUCAAUUGGAAAGUUACGAACUUUAUAGCUAAAUUUGAGAAGUGGUGUUUCAAGCUGUUGUGGAGCUGGGUUGACUCAUUAUAUCCUGUUCUCCGAGCCUGUCUUUGACAGGAUGGUUUUCAAGUCAAUGUUAGUGAAAUAAGAGGAAGUUUUGUUUAAAUCAUGGGUAGUGGUGAAGUGGAUAAGUCUUCUAAUGAGGGGAAAGAAGCAAAUGAGCCGAAAACUCCUGCUGCACAGGAUCAGACUUCUGCUUCUUCUGGUGCAGUUGCAGCUGAUUGGUCUGGGUUUCAGGCUUAUUCUCCCAUUCCUCCUCCACCUGGGUUCAUAGCAUCAAGUCCUCAGGCGCACCCUUAUAUGUGGGGAGUCCAACAAUUCAUUCCACCGUAUGGCACUUCACCUCAUCCAUAUGUCAUGUAUCCUCAUGGAAGUAUUUACGCUCAUCCAACUAUGGCUCCGGGAUCUUAUCCUUAUAGUCCCUUUGCUAUGCCUUCUCCAAAUGGUAUUGCUGAAGCCUCUGGCAAUGCUCCAGGCAACACGGAGGUGGACGGCAAAUCAUCUGAGGCAAAAGGGAAAUUGCCAAUCAAAAGGUCCAAGGAAAGUUUGGGCAGUUUAAAUAUGAUUACUGGGAAAACUAAUGAGCCUGGUAAAACACCUGCCACUCCAAAUGGUCUACAUUCUAAAAGUGUUGAGAGUGCGAGUGAAGGUUCAAGUGAAGGAAGUGAUGCGAAUUCCCAAAACGGUUCACAAUUAAAGACUGGUGGCCAGCCAGAUUCAGAACCAUCUCAGAACGGCAGCACGGGUCGCAGUUCACAAAAUGGUAAAUCCAUGGUAAAUCAAGCAACACGUGUGGUACCAAUUUCAGCAGUGAGUGGUGUUCCCGGGCCCACUACUAACUUAAAUAUCGGAAUGGAUUAUUGGGGCGCCACCCCUUCACCUUCAAUUCCUGCAAUGAGGGGUAAGGUGUCUGUUGCACCAGUUGCAGGAGGAAUGAUCACCACUGGAUCACGAGACAGCAUCCAGUCACAGCUCUGGGUUCAGGAUGAAAGAGAGCUGAAAAGACAAAGAAGAAAGCAGUCAAACAGGGAAUCUGCUCGUCGAUCGAGAUUGAGAAAGCAGGCAGAAUGUGAUGAACUGGCCCAGCGUGCUGAAACUUUGAAAGAAGAAAAUGCAUCUCUCAGGGCAGAGGUGGCUCGCAUAAGGAGCGAAUGCGAGCAACUUCUUGCUCAGAAUUCCUCUUUGAAGGAGAGACUUGGUGAACUUCCUGGUCAAGAUGGUUCAAGAUGCAGUCGUGAUGAUCAGCAAAACGAUGCUCCAAAUUGAGAUCUAUGUCUCGAGCUAACCCGUAAUUUACAUAGCACGUAGUUAUAUAAUUCAUCGAUACUGACCAAUUUAGCCUCAGGCAUUGUGUGUGGAAUGCCACCUGUCGUUCUUGUCUCGGCCAGUCUUUUAUGGCCUGGGGAAGAAGACAACUGGGUUUGUAGAGAGCUGGUAAUUGUGUGGUUUACCCUCAGUUUAUAUUAAAAGUGAGGUAUUGCCAUAAUUCUUAUCAAUUUGUAUUGUUAUCAGAUAUUGUUGGAUGAAUGGGAAAUAUUUGGGGAGAUCACCUAAUAUGUAUCACAAUAUGCAUCUUUUGAUUGGCACAAUUCAGAUAUAUGAUAGGAUGCUCCCUUCAUAAU